This is a messenger RNA of Triplophysa rosa, 6482 nucleotides long. It is a transcript of the gene brdt, whose product is annotated as bromodomain, testis-specific. Bases 2113 to 5370 code for a protein of 1085 amino acids. The transcript has 21 exons. Gene Ontology annotation, biological process: positive regulation of transcription elongation by RNA polymerase II; chromatin remodeling. Gene Ontology annotation, cellular component: chromatin; nucleus. Lineage: Eukaryota; Metazoa; Chordata; Actinopteri; Cypriniformes; Nemacheilidae. The record is from RefSeq and is a predicted model, not a curated record.
CUCCCCUCAGCUGUACUCAGUGCGUUUUCAUACGAUAGCUUUCUUUGUGAGAAUUUUCAGGCUCAUGAGAUGACCGGUGUUCAACACUCGACAGAGGCUGACAGCCAAACCAACGGAAAAGAGCCACAAUGUAACAAUUUAACAGACAUUAAAGAGGGGAAUUGAGUUAGAGGGAUCGACCGAAUGUUCUAGAAGGGUCAUGUGAUGUCCGGAGACCAGUUAUGUCGCACAUAAAAAAAAUACUCUGACGUACUAUUCUGCUUUACAGAUUCGUCUGUCCGUCGCGUAAAGAGCGCUAUGGACAAGGGAGCACGUGAGAGGUCUCAUCCAAUUGGAUCGCACGCUUUCAGCAGGAGGGUAUAAAUACCAGGCGGUUUCUGUGCGAGACGUCCGCCAUUGAUGACUAUCCUUUCAAAGAAACAGUCCUUUUAGUCGUGUAAUGAUAAAUGACGCUAGCCUGUUCUGUUCGCGUUGACGAAUAUAUAUAUAUAAAAAAAUAAGUAGUCUCUAUCGAGGGGUUUUCCGGGCGCAAAAGAGUCAACAACAUCCUUCGAUUGGUGAAGUUUUCCAACAGAGCUUCUCCGGCACUGCAGCGUCUGUCUCAGUUCGGCAGUUUAAGAUUUCUUUGUUUGUGCCAGAGACGGAAAGGUAAAAUUUUGAGACCACGUUGAGCUGGCUGCCUUUAGCUGGCGGAUUGGUUAGGGGAGGGACUGUAACUGAGCACAAUGCCAGCAUCUGACGGGGCGGGGUAAUCUUUGGUUAGUUGUGCUAAAACUAGCCAGGCGCCAUUUUGUGACUUGAGGCUUGCUAACACUAUUAUCGAUUAUUUCAUGUAAACAGUCUCUGCCUUGUCACGUUAAAUGUUAACUACACAAAUGUGUGUUUUGGGGUUGGAUAUUGUCCCGGAGAAUCCCAUAACUGAUUGCAGACGUAUCAUUUUUGUGGCCUUAAUUUUUAGGCGGGUGUUGGCAUUGCGUCACUCCUAAGAGGUCAUAGGGUUUAUGUAACGCAGGGCUCUUGCAUAAAGCUAGAUCAAAAUAUAUGUAUAUAUUGUGAACUAUAUUUUUUCACCCUUAGUGUCAUGUGUACUAUUAAUAUCUUGAUUUUGUUGACAUUUGAUACGUAGUGGUCGGAAUAGACGAAUGUUAUUUCUCGCAGUCUCAAACGUCCAAUUGUCUCAAAUUGGUCAUUAAUAAGUUGUAACAGCGUAACUAUUGUAAUUAUAAACUUUGUUAGAAAAUAAAAAUGCACUAUUUGAAAUUGUUUCUUUUCUUCCAAGUAAACAUUUUUUAAUGAAAACGGACACUCAUUUAACCUCUCCUCAUCCCUCCAUAAUUUAUAUAUUUUUUAUUUAUGUGUAUUUAUAAGUGUUUUGACUUUCUGAUGUUGUGCAAUUUCUGUAUAGCUUUAAAAAAAUAAAUGUACUGUUUCCACAAUUUCUUUUGUAUAUUGUAUACAGACGUUUGUAAGUCCUCAGGGCUAUUUAUAGGUUUUAUUUAUUUUUUGUGAAUUAUUUUUUAAAUAAAGCACACCGAAUGAUCAAUGUAACUUGUAAACGUUUUUGAGUAUGGGCAAAAAGAGCUGAGUGUGAUAUCUUCAGGUUGGGUAAGUGAUAUCAUAAAUAAUGGAGCCUGCAAGUUCUAUGUGGCGGCUCAGAAAAAAAUCGGUAUUAUCAAGUCGUUCUUGUUAAAUAAGAGUAGUGGUGCAUGUCAUAAAUAUGUCUUUUGUGUACGGAAAUGUUCUGUUCAUUAGACAGCAGAGGGCGGUGCAUAGUCUGCCCUAGUUGAUGGCUCUGGUGACGUAUUUCAUUAACCAGGAUUUCCUUAAACUUUCGGGAGUAUGACAUGUCUCUAAAAAAUAUUUUGUUUUUGAUGCACAUUAUCAAAAAGCAUCUGAAGUUAAAGUCGUCACGAUUGUGGUUCAGAUUGGGACUGCUUGUUCUGAUUUCCCCCCAGAUCCAGAUAAUAAACAGCAGUGAAUGGAAUGCCGAUUUUGACACUGCUCUCCCUGUUUACAGUGGCACAGACAGUGGCUGUGUAAUGCCUGCAGAGCUGCCCAGGCGUAUCUGCAAAAAUCCUUUCUUCACCUGUCAGUCCCUGGUUGAGCUCAGACAUGUCUGAUGUGAAACCCCCACAGAAUUUCACAAUGAAUGGAAAUCCCCCUCCCCCUGAGUUCAAGAACCCCAAAAAGCCAGGCCGUCUCACCAACCAGUUGCAGUAUCUAGAAAAAGUGGCGAUGAAGUCCCUGUGGAGACAUCACUUCUCCUGGCCUUUCAGACAGCCUGUGGAUGCAGUCAGGCUUCAUUUGCCUGAUUAUUAUGCAAUUAUCAAAAAACCAAUGGAUUUGGGCACCGUAAAAAAGCGGCUCGAGAACAGUUACUACUGGAAGGCAAUGGAAUGCGUUGAAGACUUCAACACCAUGUUCACAAACUGUUAUGUGUACAAUCGGCCAGGAGAUGAUAUUGUUCUGAUGGCACAAGCCCUUGAGAAGCUUUUCUUGGAGAAGGUGGCACAAAUGCCUCAGGAUGAGUUUGAGGUCUCCGCUCUGACCAUUAAAGCUCCAUUCAAAGGAGGAAGGAAGGCUUUAGCCGAGCUAAAGAUGAGGCCGCAGUCGCCUGUGUCUGAGGUGGUCUUCCAACAGACAGUAACAGUCAUCCCUCCUGAUGCUUUGCAUACACUUCCCUCCACUCCUCUGUCUGCUCAGCUCACAACCAAAUUAAAAAAUGGAGUGAAAAGAAAAGCAGACACCACAACCCCUUCUGCUUCUUCCUUCACUAUCUGCGAGUCUUCACCUUGUGUAACAGAACCAAAAGCCCUUAAAAUACUUUCAAGGCGAGGCAGUGGCCGACCCAUUAAAGCCCCCUGUAAAGACCUUCCUGAAUCAACACCACAACAUCAGUUGGGCAGAAGGACCAAACUCUCAGAGAGACUCAAAUACUGCAAUGCCAUCCUAAAAGAGAUGUUUUCUAAAAAGUAUUCAGCUUACGCCUGGGCUUUUUAUAAGCCUGUGGAUGCUGAGGCUCUAGGCCUUCAUGACUAUCGUGAAAUCAUCCACCAGCCGAUGGAUAUGAGUACCAUUAAAAAAAAGUUGGAUACCCGUGAGUAUACAGAUGCAUUGCAGUUCGCUGCAGAUAUGCGGCUCAUGUUUUCAAACUGCUACAAAUACAAUCCACCUGCCCAUGAGGUUGUGGCCAUGGCAAGGAAACUCCAGGAUGUUUUUGAGUCUCGCUUCUCUAAGAUUCCUGAUGAACCAAGAAAUGCAGCUCCGACUAGUGAGAACACGAUGAAGAAGAAGAGAGUGGAAAGAGCUCCAAGUCAGUCCAGCUCUGAUAGCAGUGACAGUGAAUCAUCAUCUCCGUCAGAUAACACUUCAGACUCUGAAGGUGAAGAGGAGAGAGCUCAGAGACUCGUUAGCCUGGAAGAACAGUUGAAAGCUGUACGAGAGCAACUGCAAUUACUGACCCAGACGCCCCUCCUGAAACCAAAAAAAAAGGAGAAGUCCAAGAAGAAGAGGAGGAAAGAGAAAGAGUCUUGCAAGCGAAAAGGUGAAGAAAUGAAGAAACAAGUCAAAAUGCAGAAAAGGUCAAGCAGCAGCAAGUCAUCAGGGCGGAACAAGCAAAGCAAAGCAUUUGAGUCUGAAGAGGAGAAAAACGUUUUGCCCAUGUCUUAUGAAGAAAAACGGCGACUGAGUCUGGAUAUUAACAAGCUACCUGGAGACAAGCUUGGCAAAGUAGUGAGCAUCAUCAAGGCGAGAGAGCCUAUGCUCAGAGACACAGACCCUGAGGAGAUUGAGAUUGACUUUGAGACACUCAAACCUUCAACUCUUCGAGCUCUUGAGUGCUACGUUAUGACUUGCCUUCAGAAAAAAACAAAAGAAACCGACCGAAAGAAGAACCAAAAGAAUUCUAAAAAGAAGGAAACGGGGAAGGAGCUGCAGAACACAUCUGGUGAUCCAAACUGUAAUAAAAAGGCCAAGAUUGAAGAUGAGGGCGAGUUGAAAGACAUGACACGUCCGUCUUGUCUGAGUGAGAGCAGCAGCAGUUCAUCCAGCUCUGACAGCAGUAGUAUUGACUCUAGCACUUCUGAUAGCUGUGACUCUGAUUCAGAACAGAAAUCUAAGAGGAAGCAAAGAAAAGCCCCAGGCCAUACCAACAAAAUUAAAAACGAGGCAUUGUUCCAGGCAGCUGCUGAUGUAAAGGACCCGUCACCUGCCUCAGUUAUCAAGUCUCACCCAGCGUCACUAGUUUCAGAGGCAAACUCCCAGCAAGAAAAACAGCAUGCGGAAGACACCAUCACAGCAAUCCCAGCCUUACACUCUUGGCUGCCGCCUCAGCCAUCCAGACCUAGUGACAAAGCUGCCCCGCUACCUCGUAAAAACGGGACCGCUUCCUUGCCUUGCAGCCUACCUCCAGACCACGAACCCUAUGUUUUACUGAAUACUUUCUCCAGCUCUCCAUGUAAAGACUCCACAACAGACCCACACACGUGCUACCCCAUGUCAAUCACCACACAUACACCUGCCUCACCUCCUGCAGAUCCACCAUUGUCCUGUGGUCCCUCACUUGAUCCUCCACAUUCCCCCCCAUAUCCUCACCAAAUCGACUCUCAGGUUUCCACAUCACCUGCUGCUGCAGAAAAGCCUCCAAAUAAGUCUCAGCGGGAAGGUGUCCCCCCUCUUCUGUCACCACUGACCUCACCUUCUACAGCCAUGUCUGUCAUAGGAUCACAGCCUACCUCCAGCUCACAGUUUGAGCACUGUAGGUUGUUGUCACCUCUGCCAGAGAGUCCUGUAACCAGUAUGAGGGAUGAGCAGUGCUGCCUAGAGACACUGGAAGAAUCAUCCAUGCCUGGAGGUAAGCAUGAUGGCAGUGAACUAUUCAAAUCCAUUCAAGAUGCCAAAACCAACUUGCCUAAAAAGGAUCUUGUUCUGAAGAAUGCAGACUCCUGGACAAGUCUGGGGAAAAUGGCUUCUCUGGCUCCUUGCACCAUUAAAUCGUCCAAGGAGAGUUUCCAGCAGUUCCGUAAAGUUGCCAUGGAGAAAGAGGAACGGGAGAGAGCUCGUAAAUUGCAGUUGGAAGCUGGCAGAGAAAAGUCCAGCACAGUCAAAAGCGGUCAGGUGCAUCAGCUCCAGAAGACAAAGCUGGACUGCCAACCUUCAAAGCCAGAAGUGGAGUUAGCAGAGCUGCCUCUGAUGGUGGCUAUCUUGGAUACCCCUGAAGCCUGCUCUCUUCCACAGAACUCUGUAGACCGAGAGCGAGAGAUGGCACGAAAGAGAGAGCAGGAGCGUCGUCGGAGAGAGGCUAUGUCAGGAGUCAUUGACAUGACCAUGCAGAGUGACAUAAUGGCGACCUUUGAGAAGAACUUGGACUGAGAUCCAAGCUAAAAUAAAACAGUUUGGUUGUAUACAUUUGUGCUACUGUUCGGUGAACAGUGUGAAAUGUCUUGUCCCUUCCUUUACUUGCUCCAUGAGUCCAGGUGACUGAAACGGGUCUUUGUCUUUUUAUGGGGGAAAAUACUGCAAUACACCUGCAUCACUGUACAUUUGUACUAAGUUAGCUCUUGUAAAAAUAAGCAAGCAGUAGUGGACAGUGUAAGCUUUGCAAAUAUGCGCACCAUUACCAGUGUUGUGUAUAUUCUUGUUUUUGUUGUUUUGAUAAAUUUAAUGCUUGAAUUCAGAACUGCCUGCACUGAAAAGCUGCCUGUUGUUCAAGGCAGUUUUGAAAAAAGAAACGUGUCUGAUGUCUUUGUGUUCUUGAACAUGAGUUAUUCUGUCUUUUUGCUUUACACUGAAGAAUGUUUACUUCUCUUAUUAUUGUAAUCAAAUCCUUGACACAUUCCAUCAACUCUGCUGUAAGAAUAAUGCAUAGCUGGUCGUCUUGCGCUAGCUGUUUAUUAGAACUCUAUGGGAUUUUCCUGUUUGGGGCUCUUACCCUGUUCCUCUUAGCUGGAAUGCUGUGUAUUUAACUUGCAGUAAUUUCAAUGAAAAUGUACCCACUCGGAUGAACCUGUUUAAAGUAUUUCUGUAAUUGGCGGAAAGGUUAUGUUAGUUUGUGUGUGUGUAACAUCUACGUUUGGUUUACAAAAGGCAGGCAUUGUCCCAAAUGUUUGCCAUUAUUGUUAAGAGAAUUUGAAAAAGUUGUGCACUUCCUGUGUUUCUAUUUGUAUCCACUUGGAGAAAGUUCCUUUCUUGGAGAUGAAAGGCAGUUCUCUGUGCCUAAAGUCAGUGGGUUGUCCAGAGCUAAGUUGAUUCUAAAACGUUAUCUAGUGAUUCUUUUGCACUGAAGACAUGUUUGUUAUUACUAAUCUGACUGUAAUGGUUGUGGCCGUUUUUCAGUGCUCUCCUGAAAAUGAUCAUCACAAGCACUUUAUUCAUUACAUCACCAUUCUGAGGUGUCCCAUGCUUUCGAGAGAAAGACUAAUAUAUUAUUUCUAAAAGUUAAGUCAAUAAAAAAAGUAUUUUCACUAAAAUUUGUGUGAUCUGAU